AUGGCUGAUCAGCAUGAAAUUGAUCUCGAUUCCGUUAUAGAAAGGCUUUUGGAGGUUCGCGGAAGCCGUCCUGGUAGACAGGUUCAAUUAGCUGAAUGUGAAAUUCGAUUUCUUUGUAUUAAAGCACGUGAAAUUUUUGUUAAUCAGCCAAUCCUUUUAGAACUUGAAGCUCCUAUAAAAAUAUGUGGAGAUAUUCAUGGUCAAUAUUACGACCUUUUACGGCUUUUUGAAUAUGGAGGUUUUCCUCCAGAAGCUAAUUACCUUUUCCUUGGGGACUAUGUAGAUCGUGGAAAACAGUCUCUUGAAACUAUAUGUCUUUUGUUGGCAUAUAAAAUAAAGUACCCUGAGAAUUUUUUUAUACUUAGAGGGAACCAUGAAUGUGCAAGUAUUAAUCGUAUCUACGGGUUUUAUGAUGAAUGUAAAAGAAGAUAUAAUAUAAAAUUAUGGAAGACAUUUACUGAUUGUUUUAAUUGUCUUCCUAUUGCUGCUAUUAUUGAUGAAAAAAUAUUUACUAUGCAUGGAGGUCUUUCUCCUGAUCUUACAUCUAUGGAACAAAUUCGUAGAGUGAUGCGACCGACUGAUGUUCCGGAUACUGGUCUUUUAUGUGAUCUUUUGUGGUCUGAUCCUGAUAAAGAUAUAACGGGGUGGAGUGAGAAUGAUCGAGGUGUUUCAUUUACAUUUGGACCUGACGUUGUAUCACGUUUUCUUCAAAAACAUGAUAUGGAUCUUAUAUGUCGAGCACACCAAGUAGUUGAAGAUGGUUAUGAAUUUUUUUCUAAACGCCAGCUUGUUACAUUGUUUAGUGCACCUAAUUAUUGCGGAGAAUUUGAUAAUGCAGGUGCUAUGAUGAGUGUAGAUGAAAGCUUACUUUGCAGUUUUCAAAUUCUUAAACCAGCAGAGAAGAAACAAAAGUAUUUAUAUGGAGGUAUGGGAAGUGGACGUCCAGUGACACCUCCACGAAAACAGAAAAAUAAGGGCGGAAAAGCUUGA
Pneumocystis jirovecii RU7 is the source of this 990-nucleotide messenger RNA. RefSeq names its product serine/threonine-protein phosphatase PP1. Gene Ontology annotation, cellular component: nucleus; cytoplasm. The coding region runs from base 1 to 990 and encodes 329 amino acids. The transcript has 5 exons. Gene Ontology annotation, molecular function: protein serine/threonine phosphatase activity. Lineage: Eukaryota; Fungi; Ascomycota; Pneumocystomycetes; Pneumocystales; Pneumocystaceae. The record is from RefSeq and is a predicted model, not a curated record.